This is a messenger RNA of Lacerta agilis (Sand lizard), 1680 nucleotides long. RefSeq names its product galanin receptor 3 (gene GALR3). The coding region runs from base 121 to 1341 and encodes 406 amino acids. Gene Ontology annotation, cellular component: membrane. The record is from RefSeq and is a predicted model, not a curated record. NCBI's taxonomy places the organism in Eukaryota, Metazoa, Chordata, Lepidosauria, Squamata, Lacertidae. Gene Ontology annotation, molecular function: galanin receptor activity. Gene Ontology annotation, biological process: neuropeptide signaling pathway; adenylate cyclase-modulating G protein-coupled receptor signaling pathway. The transcript has 3 exons.
AGAAGCAGGGCAAGGGCUUCUUCGUGUUUCCCAAGCAUUGGUGCCAGAUCGUGAAGACUCGAAGGAGGCCAGGAGGAUCUCGCCUCUUUCCUAACAAGCCCCUUUCUCUCCGAUGGGGAGAUGCCAGACAGCUGGAAUACAUCUUCAGACAGCGUAGAAGCACGAACUGCAGGCAUUAUUGUGCCGGUGGUCUUCUCCCUCAUCUUCUUCGUGGGCACAGUAGGGAACGGCUUGGUGCUGGCUGUGCUGCUGCGCAAUGGACAGGUGAAAUACAACACCACCAACCUGUUCAUCCUUAACCUGGCGGUGGCGGACCUGUGCUUCAUUGUCUUCUGUGUCCCCUUCCAGGCCACCAUCUACACGCUGGAUGGAUGGCUCUUUGGUGCCUUUGCCUGCAAGGCAGUGCACUUUCUCAUCUACCUCACCAUGUAUGCCAGCAGUUUCACCCUGGCAGCCGUCUCUGUGGACAGGUAUCUGGCUAUCCGUUACCCCCUGAAAUCCCGGGAUCUCCGGACCUCUCGCAAUGCAGCUCUUGCCAUUGUAAUGAUCUGGAUGCUGUCGCUGCUUUUUGCAGGGCCGUAUAUCAGCUACUACCAAAUAGUCCACUACCAGGAGGUGCCCAUCUGUGUCCCUAUCUGGGAGGACCAGCGCCGCAAGAUCUUGGACAUCCUCACCUUCGUAUUUGGCUAUGUCCUCCCAGUCUUUGUUGUCAGCCUGGCUUAUGCUAGGACCAUUAAGUUCUUGUGGACUGCUGUAGAUCCCAUUGAGAGGAUCUCGGAGUCCCGUAAAGCAAAGCGGAGGGUCACCAAGAUGAUUAUUGCGGUGGCCGUCCUCUUCUGCCUGUGCUGGCUGCCCCAUCACCUAGUGAUCUUGUGCUUCUGGUUUGGCUAUUUCCCCUUUAACCGGGCCACCUAUGCCUGCCGCUUGGCUUCCCAUUGCCUGUCCUACGCCAAUUCUUGCCUCAACCCAAUUGUCUACGCUCUCAUCUCCAAGCACUUCCGCAAGAGAUUCAAGCAGGUCUUCACCUGCCUCCUCAUCCAGGACAAGAACAAGAAGAAACGAGCAGGCAACAAGGUCCACGUAGCCAAUGUCAACAAUGGUCUAGCCAACCAUACGGCAGGCUUCUGUGGAGGGAACACUGAGGUAACCCAACUCCAUGAGGAAAAUAUCCGAUGCUACCAGGGCCUGUUGCUGAAAGAAACUGAAGGGGGUGUGCCUGAGGCAUGGUCUCAUCAGUUAGAAGACACGGCCAUCUCGGAUCAGAGAGAGCUAAUGAAUGGAGAAGGUUCUGGGGCAACUGACAACAAUCAACUGGCUGUGACAACACACGAGGGACUGUAACCUACUCAUUAUCCAUGGCAGAUUAUUUAAAUGGAGGGCAGUGCCUCUUAGCAUCACAGUCCUAUCGCCAUGAGCAUCAGAUGUGGAAUGGGUUGGUUCUAGUUGGCUUUUCUCAAAACACACAAACUACCCAGAAUUUCUCAGUGAGAAUGUCAACGUUUCCCAGCUGAGACUGCAUUUUAAUGGUUCCUUUUACACCCUGCCCUUGGGUAAUGGCUACAAAAACUAUUAAUGAAGCCACCAAAUGGUUGUAGAAAUAAGGGGUGCAUAGAGAUGUACCCAGCAGUGAAGGGAUGGUCAGUUGGGUCGGAGAAUUUGUUAAUGUCUCUUGACAAGAGU